GCGACGGGCAUGAGAAUAGGCUCUGUAUUUUCCUUUGAAGCGAAAAAUGUCAUCUUCCUUGCAUUGCAAUCAAGUCCUUAUCCAGCAACUGUUAUAAGGACGAGAGUCUACUGAAAAAAUUUAACAGAGCAUUCCCGAUGACGAAUUGCAGAGCUAUUCUUAUAAUUGCCUUGUUCGGCAUUGGAGUCUGCUGUGCUGCAGACCCAGAGAACAUCCGGGACCUGUGCCCCACAGCACCUGAUGCAAAGAAGAAGCCGCAGACAGUGUUCUUCAAUGGGUUGCCCUGCAAGAGCCCAUCGAUGAUAACCCCGUCAGACUUCAAGAGCUCCAAACUGGCAAGCCCCGGGGACACCGACAACUUCCACGGGUCCUCAGUGGGGAUCGUGACAGCAGCGGAUUUCGCAGGCCUCAACACGCUGGGGCUGUCGGUCGGGCGGAUGGACCUGGAGUUUGAUGGCAUUGUGAUGCCGCACAGCCACCCACGCGCGUCCGAGAUGCUGUUCGUGUCCAAGGGGUCGGUGAUCGCGGGCUUUGUCGACACCAAGAACCAGCCAUUCCAGGAGGCCCUGAAGGAAGGGGAUGUGUUCGUGGUUCCGAGGGGCCUCCUCCACUAUUGCUUCAACAUUGGGUACGAUUCGGCAACUAUCCUGUCCGUGUUCAACGGGCAGAACCCCGGCUCUGUCAGCAUUAGCGAUGCCAUGUUCGGACUAAACAUUCCAGCUCCAAACGUCGUCAACAAGUUACGCUCGACCUUGAGCCUGCAGAAGAAAUAAGAGAAUCUCUAUUAAUCGUAACUGCAGAGAGCAUACGAGAAUUUUAACACGUUUUAAAAGGCCUGCACCGCUGUAAUGUGCUUCGAACCAUCACUUUUUGCUGCUAUGCGAUACUAUGCUGUAAUGUUUAUUUGGGCACGAGUUCGAUUUGCUGUCUACAUAAGAUCUAGCAGGUACAUGUAUACGCGUGUGUGAUGCAAUCAAUGUGUGGAGUCAAGUGGACAUAUUUCAAUCUUCCAUGAUAAUUUAUCUA
This is a messenger RNA of Punica granatum (pomegranate), 1026 nucleotides long. The record is from RefSeq and is a predicted model, not a curated record. NCBI's taxonomy places the organism in Eukaryota, Viridiplantae, Streptophyta, Magnoliopsida, Myrtales, Lythraceae.